Molecule: messenger RNA, 2725 nt
Organism: Elaeis guineensis (African oil palm)
Lineage: Eukaryota; Viridiplantae; Streptophyta; Magnoliopsida; Arecales; Arecaceae
Product: protein TITANIA
Biological process (GO): maintenance of shoot apical meristem identity; maintenance of root meristem identity; regulation of gene expression
Cellular component (GO): nucleus
Source: RefSeq, a predicted model, not a curated record
AUGUUCGCGGAUUCCGAUCGCCCGAAGGGUUCCUCUUCGAGGCUCGACGCUGCCCAAUCGAACCCUAAGCCCCUCGAUCUCGAAAUCUCCAGCCCGAAAUCCAGUCUUUUCGGUGGCGACGGCGGCGGCGAGAAGCCCGGUGCCUCCUCCUCCGCCGCCCCCCAGGAGCUGACGCUGAGCUACCUUUGCGAGAACCCCAAGCCGGGGCUCCAGGAAAAGGAGGGACCUGGGAGCGAUCUCUUCGUCGCGCUGGAGAAAGCCCGAGCCAAAGGGAAGGAGAUCGCCUUGGACCCACCGGACGACGACGGAAAGCGGUGGGUUGAGAGGGAUUUCCUCCAGCUUGGUGGCGUCAAGGCGCCGGUGAAGCGAGAGGGGCCGGAGGGUUUCGAGGUAGAGGGACGGGAAAAGAAGCUCAAGAUUGGGACCCUGAACCUUUCCCUCGGGCCGCCCAACCUCUCGCUUUCGCUCAAUUCGGCGAAUCCGGCUGCUCCGCAGGCGACUGUCCCCGCUCCUGCUGCUCCCAGUUCGGCAACCCCGCCGCCGCCGCCGGCUGCUCCGGCGAAGAGGAGCUUUAGCAACAACACCCGCGCCACCAAUUCCGACGACUAUGGCGCCUCGCUCUCCUACUCGUGCUCGGUGGCCUUCUCGCACAACCCCAGCUGCUCCCUCACCAGGAAUUCCACCGAGAACUUCGAUAUGUCGCGGGAGAACGAUACGAUGUGGUACGCUGGGGAGGGGACGAACGGGUCAGUCCACAGUCGAUUCAAGCCCGUGGGUGAUAGCAUCACUUUCUCGAACCUCGGCGGCUUCCCUCACAUGCAGGGAGAGAACAAGGACCGGGCAAACUGCUCGGAGAACAUCUCCUUCUUCCCUGUCGAGUUGCCUGCAAGGCCAGCGAAAGCUAAUGCUGGUGCAACCUCGGAUGCUGGAAAGGAGAGAAUGAUGCUUACGAGGCUGGACAGGGUAUUGAAAGAGAUGGUGUCAGAGUCAGUCCCUUACAUGGCGCAGAUGCUUCAAGAUUUUCCCACCGAGUCGCUUGAAGCUGUGAAGGAGUGUCUGAGGAAUCUGAUGAGCACCCCGGAGAAGAGGGAUGAGUUUGCUAGCCUCCAGAGAAGGCUCGAGAGGAGAUCGGACCUUACAUCUGAGACCCUCUCCAAGUGUCACAAGACACAGCUCGAAGUUCUGGUCGCGAUCAAGACUGGUAUCGUGAAUUAUGUGUCUGGAAGGUGCCUCAUUCCUUCAAAGGAGCUGGUCGAGAUAUUCUUGCAGCUGAGGUGCCCAAAUGUUAACUGCAAGAGCUUAGUGCCUGUCGAUGAUUGUGACUGCAAGUUUUGCUCGGGCAAGAAGGGAUUUUGUAGUGCUUGCAUGUGUCCCGUCUGUCUGAAGUUUGAUUGUGCUGCAAAUACAUGCAGUUGGGUCGGGUGUGAUGUUUGCUCCCAUUGGUGCCAUGCUGCGUGUGGGAUUGACAAGAACCUGAUUAGGCCUGGGCCGUCCUUGAAGGGUCCAAUGGGUAUGACAGAGAUGCAGUUCCGUUGCCCUGGGUGUGGGCAUGUUUCUGAGAUGUUUGGAUUUGUGAAAGAAGUUUUUAACUGCUUUGCGAAGGAUUGGGGUCUUGAGACCUUGUUGAAGGAGCUGGACUGUGUUAGGAAGAUCUUCCAUGAUAGUGAGGAUUUUGAGGGGAAGGGGCUGCAUGCAAAGGCAGAAGAGAUUCUCAACAUGCUCGCAAAGAAGCUUAUUUCACCCAUGGAUGCGUGUAACAACAUGCUGCAGUUUUUCAAGUAUGGAGUUACAGAGUUCUCUGUUACUGGAAGCUCCUCCAAUAACAUACUUGGAACUCAAGCAAACCAGCAUGCAGACACACUUCCUCUUCCAUCAUCAACAGCUGUUGCCCCUCCAAAAUCUAUACUUAGCUUCAAACCAACCAGCUCUAUGCUAGAAACCAAAAUGGAUUCUCUCAAAACAGAUCCAAAACCGCUUGCGGUUGAAGCUCAUUUCACCCCAGGGAAAGGGGAUGGCUUUCAGAGCUUGGAGACUAUUGUGAAGUUCAAAGAGGCAGAGGCAAAGCUCUUCCAGAGGCUUGCAGAUGAAGCCAGGAGGGAAAUGGAGGGCUACCGCCAGAUUGCCCGUGCCAAGUCUGAGAAGCUGGAGGAGGAGUAUGCAACCAAGCUCGCUAAGCUUUGUCUUCAGGAGAGUCGGGAGCGCCGGACGAGGAAGCUCGAGGAGCUCAAAUUCCUCGAGAACUCUCACUGUGACUACCAUAAGAUGAAGAUGAGGAUGCAAGCUGAGAUAGCCAGCUUGCUGGAAAGAAUGGAAGCAACAAAGAAAAUGUGGGUAUAAUAAAUAUGAUAAGUUCUCUUUGCUUUCAAAAUGCUUGAUGUGUAUACUAUCAGAUGAUUUAAGCUCCCAAAAGUAAGGUUAGUCUAUGACAGCUGUAUAAGUAUUAAGUUUCUCUUUUUGAUGGUUGUUGAGGUGGUUUAAUAGCAUUUCACGAACCGUAUCUGUUUCCUGACAUAUCUGUCAAAUUAUUCAACUCUGUGGGUAAUCUGCCUAUUGGAGAAGCGGCUGCCAAGGUCUAGUCAUAACAUUUCUUUUAUGUUUUUGAUUGGUGGAAUGUGAAGCAUGUAAUGGUACAAUUAUGGAAGUGUUUGUAAGUUAUUUUACCAAAACAAGAGAAAAGGUUAUGGUAUACAGUCUAUCAAACACUUGGGUUAUCAUAUUUUUCUGU